Messenger RNA from Cyprinus carpio (common carp), 2213 nucleotides. It is a transcript of the gene traf5, whose product is annotated as Tnf receptor-associated factor 5. Gene Ontology annotation, biological process: regulation of apoptotic process; regulation of canonical NF-kappaB signal transduction; protein K63-linked ubiquitination. Gene Ontology annotation, cellular component: plasma membrane signaling receptor complex. Lineage: Eukaryota; Metazoa; Chordata; Actinopteri; Cypriniformes; Cyprinidae. The record is from RefSeq and is a predicted model, not a curated record. Gene Ontology annotation, molecular function: thioesterase binding; zinc ion binding.
CCGCUCGCGUUAAUCGCGUGGCGGCGCGCCUGAAAUAAGAGGGACGUGCUGCGUGCAUCGGCACUGCGGGUUGAGACGCGUAGCUGUCAAAUAUUAAAUAUCAGGAGGAUUAACUUGUCAGAAUGGGCUAUUAACGCCAUCAGCCCUCAGGUUUCCAUGGCCGCAGAGGAGAACGAGUGUCCCGGCUUGUCCCGGCAGAACUCCGAGCUCAUGAGGUCAUGGGAGCUGGAAGCCCUUCUGACCAAUCGCACGCUGCGCUUCGUGUUGCGCUUAGAGCAGCAGUUCAUCUGCCCGUCCUGCGGCGGGAUCGUCCUGAACCCUCACCAGACGGGCUGCGGGCACAUCUUCUGCGCUCGGUGCGUGAGGGCGUACAUUGAAAAUGGGGGAAGUUCGAAAUGUCCCUUAGACAGCAUUCCUAUAAAGCCAGAGGAGAUUUUUCAAGACAACUGCUGCAAACGGGAACUGCUAAACUUAGAGAUCUACUGCACCAACGCCCCAGACUGCACACAGAGGGUUACCCUAUGUGACCUUCAGGAUCAUCUAAAAGCAUGCCAGUAUGAGCGGAUUCGAUGUUCAAAUGUAGGGUGCAGCGACACUGUGUUACGCAGAAACCUGCUGGAGCAUCAGAGGAACGUCUGCUCCUUCCGCCUGGAGUCCUGCCAUCACUGCCGACAGUCGUUCCCCGCGUCUCAGCUGCUGGUCCAUCAGAAGACCUCAUGCCUGGAAAUAGAAAUCCCGUGUCCCAACAAGUGUCUUCAGAUGAUCAAAAGACACAAGCUGCAAGCUCAUGCUGACGAGUGUCUCGAAGUGGAGACUGACUGCAUUUAUAAAAGCUACGGCUGCACAUUCAGAGGGAAAAGAGGGAAAGUGCAAGUUCACGAAAACUCAGAGUUCAGUUCCCAUGUGCGGCUCGUUCUGGAAAGCAACACCAAACUUGAGAAACAGGUGGAGCAGCUGCAGCAGGAUAUGUUUGUUCAGCAGGGAGCGCUGAAGGACAAAAAUCUUGUGUUCAGUAAUCUGGACCGGGAUAUCACUCUGUGUGACAACACUCUUACUACCUUACAGAGGUCUGUGGAGGAGCAGCGAGUGCGGAUCUGCAGCGUUCAGCGUGAACUGAGGGAUCUGCGGGGCGUUCUGGGCUCUGAACUGAGCGAAGAGCUCCCGAGCCUUCGGGCAUCGCUGGACUCCCUCAGACAGCAGGUGGCCGUCACUGAAAGCCUCAGGGAACACCUGGGUGCGUUAGAGCAGACGUGUCAGCGUCACACCCGCUUGUUAGACAUCCACGUGGAGCAGCUGCAGUGUAACGAGCAGCGUUUCCGCCAGCUGGAAUCCACUUCCUUUGACGGGAAGCUCAUCUGGAAAGUGCGUGACUACUGGCACCAGAAAGAGGCCGGCACCCCGCUCAACUCGACCCCUUUCUACACCAGCCGUAGCGGCUACAAGCUAAGUGUGCGGGCUUACCUCGGCGGGUACAACUCAGGGAGAGGCACUCACCUGUCGCUCUACAUCACGAUAAUGCGCGGAGACUUCGACUCGCUCCUACCGUGGCCGUUCAGACAGAACAUAACCUUAACACUGCUGGACCAAAGCGGCUCGAGGAACCACGUGAGCAACACUUUCACCCCCGAUACCAACAGCGAUAGCUUCCAUCGGCCAACAUCUGAUGCUAAUGUGGCCACAGGUUUCCCGAGAUUCAUAUCCCAAGGCGAUCUGGAGGCCCCCCGAAAUGCCGUUUAUGUGAGAGACGACACACUGUUCAUCAAAGUAAAGGUGGACACAACUGGAUUAGAGGACUUGUAGCCUAUGAGGAAAACUAAUUGUCCCAAAACAGUGUCCAGGAUUCACUGGAGUGUCAUUUAAUACCCGCUUGAAGACGUUUGUUGUAGUAUCACUGGUUUUUAUGUUUACAUGCACAGAUUUCAUUCAUUUUCAUUGAAUGUAUUGCGCUUAUGUGCCAUAUUUAUGAAAUUUCAGUUUGGAUGUGAAUGAACAAAAUUCUGCACACGAGAACAGUAUCGGUCCUAAAACAUAACCAUUUAUGAUAAUGAUUAUUUCUAGCCAAGAUCUGCUUAAUGGUCUUUGUCUUGUUGGAGUGAGUGGUGCAGAUCAUAGCACACUUGCCUGCAACAUGUUGUCUCAUAAAGACCUGGGUCAUGUUUUAAUGCUUUUUAAAUCUAUCCCCAUUUCUAGUCAAUAAAGAAAAUCAUUUCAAA